AUGGCUCUAUUUCGAAGCAACAUUAUGAAUUUUCACAGAAUUAGCUCAUGCUCGGCUCCGUCUCCCCCUACCGAAGAGCCCGCACAGAACAGCAAUUUCGUUCUCGAAGUUCAUAUCACAGAUUUUGAGAAAAAGGGCGAUGGGAUGAAUGCAUACAUUGUCUACAAACUUAUAACGAAGUCUGAAAAUGUGCCAGGUAUAACUGAUAAAACGUACGAAGUGUGGAGACGUUUCUCCGACUUUUUGGGACUUCACGACAAACUCUUUGAGAAAUACAUUUCCAAGGGUGUCAUAGUUCCAGCAGCACCAGAGAAGAGUAUCGCCGCGAUGACUAAAACAAAGGCAACGUCAGAUCCGGCAACAUCACGCGAAGUAGCCGUUCGUCGAGCGAGGCAGCUGGAACGUUUCAUCAAACGUGUGAUUCAACAUCCAAGGCUUCGUAUUGAUUGUGAUGUUCGCGAUUUUUUGACAAUGGAAGCUGAACUACCACGUGCAAGCCAAACCUCGACAUUGUCUGGGGCAGGAGUAAAACGAAUAUUCAAGAGUGUCGGAGAAGUGUUCUCCAAGAUGGCCUUCCACAUGGAAGAGGGAGAUCGCUGGUUUGAGCAAACUCAGUCACAUGUAGAUGAACUGGAUGAGUCAUUGAGAAGGCUACUACAUUUAUCGGAAUCUCUCACAGCCACUCGCAAGGAGCUGGGAGUCGCACAAGAGUCCAUGAGCAAGGGUCUUUCGAUGUUAGCUUCUUGUGAGGAGUCUACUGCCUUAGCUCGAGCACUUUCUCAUCUCACAGAAACUGAAGAGAACGCCGCCGCGCUAUGGACUAAGCAAUCAGAAAUGGAUGCGAUCAGGUUCUCCGAAUGUUUGAGUGAAUACGUUGGGUUGGUUGGUUCAGUGAAGGAGUUGUUUGCUGAGCGCGUUCGAGUAUGGCAGUCUUGGCAAACGGCACAGCAGAAUCUUGCGAGGAAGCGAGAGCAGAAAGCGCGACUAGAGUUAUCGGGUAAAAACGACCGGGCAACAGCGCUGAGAGAUGAAAUGGAUGAGGCGGUCCGACGUAUGGAUCAGCUAGAAACGGAGUUUGGGGACAUAAGUAAAUUAAUUCGAGAAGAGAUUGGACGUUUCGAAGUCCAGCGGCGACACGACAUGCGUCAGAUGUUUAUUGAAUAUCUUGAGUCACUUGUGCAAACCCACACAGAGGUAUUUAUUUUUCAUUGUGACUUUCUUGUAGUCACGUGUAGUUUAUUGGAUGUUCACAUGCCUCUUAAAUCCAUGUCAAUUUGGAUAUCAAUGGUCAAGCGUCUCUAG
Molecule: messenger RNA, 1302 nt
Organism: Ostertagia ostertagi
Lineage: Eukaryota; Metazoa; Nematoda; Chromadorea; Rhabditida; Trichostrongylidae
Source: the annotation of a GenBank genome assembly